AUGUUUAAAACAUAAAUGAAACAGGGACAGUUGAAGGCACAGAGGCGUGUGUUCUGAUUUGGUUGUUUACCAUCAAUCAGACCGUUGCUUGGCAGACACUGGAUGGUUAUGAGCCUGAACAAGCUGAAAAGGGGCAGGAAAAGAAGUGGAGGCAGCAUUCUUCCUAUUUAAAGCUGCAUCGCUUGAAAAAAGUUUUCGCAGUCUGUGCUGGAGCUGGUGCUGAAAAAGGGGGUUUGCAGAGGCUGCCCUGGGGCUGGUGCUGAAAGAGCCCGCAGUUGACUUCAUGGUGCUACAAUAACCUUAGAAUCUACUUUUCACUCCCAAGAGGACCCACAUGUCUAAUAUUUAGACAUGAUGGCAAACUGGGUGGAAGCAAGACCUCUCCUCAUUCUUACUGUUUUAUUAGUGCAAUUUGUCUCAAUAAAAGCCCAGGAAGAAGACGAGAAUGAAGGAUAUGGUGAAGAAAUAGCCUGCACUCAGAAUGGUCAGAUGUACUUAAACAGAGACAUUUGGAAACCUGCCCCUUGCCAAAUCUGUGUCUGUGACAAUGGAGCCAUUCUUUGUGACAAGAUACAGUGCCAGGAUGUGCUCGAAUGUGCCGACCCUAUUACUCCCUCUGGGGAAUGCUGUCCUGUCUGUCCACAUACAACUGGAGGUGGCAAUACCAAUUUUGGUAGAGGAAGAAAGGGACAAAAAGGAGAACCAGGAUUAGUGCCUGUUGUAACAGGCAUACGUGGUCGUCCAGGACCGUCAGGACCUCCAGGAUCACAAGGACCAAGAGGAGAGAGAGGCCCAAAAGGAAAACCUGGUCCUCGUGGUCCUCAGGGAAUUGAUGGUGAACCAGGGGUUCCUGGUCAGCCAGGUCCCCCAGGGCCUCCCGGACAUCCGUCUCACCCAGGACCUGAUGGCAUGAGCAGGCCGUUUUCAGCCCAGAUGGCCGGGUUGGAUGAAAAAUCUGGCCUGGGAAGUCAAGUAGGACUGAUGCCUGGCUCUGUGGGUCCUGUUGGCCCAAGGGGACCUCAAGGUUUACAAGGGCAGCAAGGUGGUGUUGGCCCUGCAGGACCUCCUGGUGAACCUGGUGACCCUGGACCAAUGGGUCCAAUUGGUGCACGUGGACCAGAGGGCCCUCCUGGAAAACCUGGUGAAGAUGGUGAAGCUGGUAGAAAUGGAAACCCCGGUGAAGUGGGGUUCUCGGGAUCUCCGGGAGCACGAGGAUUUCCUGGGGCUCCUGGUCUUCCAGGCCUGAAGGGUCACCGAGGGCACAAAGGUCUUGAAGGCCCUAAAGGUGAAGUUGGAGCCACCGGUUCCAAGGGUGAGGCUGGCCCUACUGGUCCCAUGGGCGCCAUGGGUCCUAUGGGUCCAAGAGGAAUGCCAGGAGAGAGAGGGAGACUUGGGCCACAGGGUGCUCCUGGGCAACGAGGUGCACACGGUAUGCCUGGAAAACCCGGGCCAAUGGGUCCUCUUGGGAUAGCUGGCUCCCCUGGUUUUCCAGGAAAUCCUGGGAUGAAGGGAGAAGCAGGUCCCACUGGGGCUCGAGGCCCUGAAGGUCCUCAAGGGCAAAGAGGUGAAACUGGGCCUCCAGGUCCAGUUGGCUCUCAGGGUCUUCCUGGUACGGUGGGAACUGAUGGUACUCCUGGUGCCAAAGGCCCAACGGGCUCUCCAGGCACCUCUGGGCCUCCUGGCUUGGCAGGGCCCCCUGGAUCUCCAGGACCACAGGGUAGCACUGGACCUCCAGGAAUUCGCGGCCAACCAGGUGAUCCAGGAGUUCCAGGUUUUAAAGGAGAAGCUGGCCCAAAAGGGGAACCAGGACCACACGGUGUUCAGGGCCCAAUAGGCCCACCUGGUGAAGAAGGCAAAAGAGGUCCCCGAGGUGAUCCAGGGGCAGUUGGUCCUCCAGGCCCACUGGGAGAAAGGGGUGCUCCUGGCAAUCGUGGUUUUCCGGGCUCUGAUGGCUUACCUGGACCAAAGGGGGCUCAAGGAGAGAGGGGUCCUGUAGGCUCUUCAGGACCAAAAGGAGGUCAGGGGGAUCCAGGACGUCCAGGUGAACCGGGGCUUCCAGGUGCUCGGGGUCUGACAGGAAAUCCUGGCAUUCAAGGUCCUGAAGGAAAGCUUGGACCUUUGGGUGCUCCAGGUGAGGAUGGCCGGCCAGGUCCUCCAGGCUCCAUCGGAAUCAGAGGGCAGCCUGGGAGCAUGGGUCUCCCAGGCCCCAAAGGUAGCAGUGGUGACCCUGGAAAACCUGGAGAAGCAGGAAAUGCAGGAGUUCCUGGGCAGAGGGGAGCACCUGGAAAAGAUGGUGAAGUUGGCCCUUCUGGUCCUGUGGGGCCCCCGGGUCUGGCUGGGGAGAGAGGGGAACAGGGCCCUCCGGGCCCCACCGGCUUUCAGGGGCUCCCUGGUCCUCCGGGACCUCCUGGUGAAGGUGGAAAGCCGGGUGAUCAAGGAGUUCCUGGAGAUCCCGGAGCGGUUGGCCCAUUAGGACCUCGAGGAGAACGAGGAAAUCCAGGGGAAAGAGGAGAACCAGGAAUAACCGGGCUCCCUGGUGAGAAGGGGAUGGCUGGAGGACACGGUCCGGAUGGUCCGAAAGGCAGUCCAGGGCCAACUGGAACCCCUGGAGAUACAGGCCCACCAGGUCUUCAAGGAAUGCCAGGAGAAAGAGGAAUUGCAGGGACUCCUGGCCCCAAGGGCGACAGAGGUGGCAUAGGAGAGAAAGGUGCUGAAGGCACAGCUGGAAAUGAUGGAGCAAGAGGUCUCCCAGGCCCCUUGGGUCCUCCAGGUCCUGCAGGCCCCACUGGAGAAAAGGGUGAACCUGGUCCUCGAGGUUUGGUUGGCCCUCCUGGCUCCCGUGGCAAUCCUGGUUCUCGUGGUGAAAAUGGACCGACUGGUGCUGUUGGCUUUGCUGGACCCCAGGGUCCCGAUGGGCAGCCUGGAGUAAAAGGUGAACCUGGAGAGCCAGGACAGAAGGGAGAUGCCGGCUCUCCUGGGCCCCAAGGUCUAGCAGGCUCCCCAGGUCCUCAUGGUCCUAAUGGUGUUCCUGGACUAAAAGGUGGUCGAGGAACUCAGGGUCCACCUGGUGCUACAGGGUUUCCUGGUUCUGCUGGCAGAGUUGGACCUCCAGGACCUAUUGGAGCUCCAGGACCUGCUGGGCCCUUAGGGGAACCCGGGAAGGAGGGACCUCCAGGUCUUCGCGGGGACCCUGGCUCUCAUGGGCGAGUGGGAGAUCGAGGACCAGCUGGCCCCCCUGGUGGCCCAGGGGACAAAGGAGACCCAGGAGAAGAUGGGCAACCUGGUCCAGAUGGUCCCCCUGGUCCAGCUGGAACUACUGGGCAGAGAGGAAUUGUUGGCAUGCCUGGGCAACGGGGAGAGCGAGGCAUGCCUGGCCUGCCAGGACCAGCGGUGAAUCANACACCAGGAAAAGUAGGAGCAACUGGUGCACCAGGAGAUAAAGGGCCAUCUGGACCUGUGGGACCCCCCGGCUCAAAUGGCCCUGUGGGGGAACCUGGACCUGAAGGUCCUCCAGGCCCAGUUGGUCCUUCAGGUAAAGAAGGAAACGCUGGUCCACUUGGGCCUAUUGGGCCGCCCGGUGUGCGGGGCACUGUUGGAGAAGCAGGACCUGAGGGUCCUCCUGGUGAGCCUGGCCCCCCUGGCCCUCCAGGUCCCCCUGGACACCUUACAGCUGCUCUUGGAGAUAUCAUGGGACACUAUGAUGAGAGCAUGUCAGAUCCACUUCCAGAGUUUACUGAAGACCAGGCGGCCCCUGAUGACAAAAACAAAACUGACCCUGGGGUCCAUGCUACUCUGAAGUCACUCAGUAGUCAGAUUGAAACCAUGCGCAGCCCUGAUGGCUCUAAAAAGCACCCAGCCCGGACUUGUGAUGACUUAAAGCUUUGCUAUUCUUCAAAGGAAAGCGGUGAGUACUGGAUUGAUCCUAACCAGGGAUCUGUUGAAGACGCUAUCAAAGUUUACUGCAACAUGGAAACAGGAGAAACCUGUAUUUCAGCAAACCCAUCCAGUGUGCCACGUAAAACCUGGUGGGCCAGCAAGUCUCCUGACCAUAAGCCUGUUUGGUAUGGUCUUGAUAUGAAUAGAGGCUCUCAGUUUGCUUAUGGAGACCACCAGUCACCUAAUGCUGCCAUUACUCAAAUGACCUUCUUGCGCCUUUUAUCAAAAGAAGCCUCCCAGAACAUUACUUACAUCUGUAAAAACAGUGUAGGAUACAUGGAUGAUCAAGCUAAGAACCUCAAGAAAGCUGUGGUUCUCAAAGGGUCAAAUGACUUAGAAAUCAAAGCAGAGGGAAAUGUUAGAUUCAGAUACAUAGUUCUUCAAGAUACUUGCUCUAAGCGAAAUGGAAAUGUGGGCAAGACCAUCUUUGAAUAUAGAACACAGAAUGUGGCACGCUUGCCCAUCAUAGAUCUUGCCCCUGUGGAUGUUGGCAGCACAGACCAAGAGUUUGGCAUUGAGAUUGGGCCAGUUUGUUUUGUGUAAAGCAAGCCAAGAUACAUCGACAAUGAGCAACACCCUCACCAUCAAUGACCACCACCGUUCACAAGAACUUUGACUGUUUGAAGCUGAUCCUGAGACUCUUGAAGUAAUGGCUGAUUCUAAAUCAGCAUUGUAUAUAUGGUCUUAAGUGCCUGGCCUCCUUAUCCUUCAGAAUAUUUAUUUUACUUACGAUCCUCAAGUUUCGAUUGAUUUAAAAUAUUUUUCAAUUUAGCAGUUUAGGUUUAAGAUGACCAAUGACAAUCACCACCUUUAAAAAAAAGGUAACUGGUUGAAAUAAAUACUUUUUCGUUUCUUUCAUUUAUUUCAAUGGAAAGAAAAAAUUUCUUAGGAUUUUUUGAAAAAAUUUUUCUUCCUGGCAGGUAGCUUAAAGAGUGGGGAAUGUAAAUCCACACCACAUGUUUAUUUCACUUGGCUGCAAUUUGGGAAAUAGAAAGUAGUGCCUUUUUGUGACUUCUCAUCCCCAGAUUAUCAAUUAAAAAUGAAAUCAAAGUCUUUAUCAUUGUGAUUGAAACCCUCAUGCAUGUCUUGAUAUUGUAUAACUGUCAUGGAGACUCUUUAAAGAGAAUCUUGAAAAAAAUAGUUUCUCACUGUCUUAAAUGGAAUUUUUAAAUAAUAUAUAUUCAGUGGAAUUUCUUGAAAACAAAGUGAUCCUAGAUUUUUAUAAUGGAUGUUAAGUUUAGACUUUUUUCUCAUUGAAAUUUAAAGGUACCUUUUCCUUUUGACUCAGUUUGUCAAUAUAGAUAGAAGUUACAUGAUUAUGCCAUUGAAUACAUUUGCACUUUCUUGUUUAAGAAGACAUUAAAUGCUAAAAAAAUUACACAUACAACUUUAUAAACAUAUGUCCAGGACCCAAAGCUGAGAGUCUUCCACAUGUACAAUCUCAUCAUCCUGAAGUCUAUAAUGCAGAAAAAGAUUUAGAAACUCAGAGCUGUGGAACUGACUCUACUCGAAUGUGAUGAUUGGAAAUAGGACAUUUGGCCUUUGACUCUCAUAGGAAACAUGACCCAACAUUUCUUAGCAUGAGCUACCUCAUCUCGAGAAGCUGGGAUGGACUUAUUAUUCUUGUUUAUAUUUUAGAUACUAAAAGGUGCUAUGCUUCUGUUAUUAUUCCAAGACUGGAGAUAGGCAGGGCUAAAAUGUAUUAUUAUUUUUCUUUUAAUGAUGGUGCUAAAAUUCCUUCUAUAAAAUUCUUUAAAAAUAAAGAUGGUUUCAUCAAUACCAUUUGUGAAAGCAUAACUGUUAGACUUGCCCGUUUCUGAAAGAAGGAGCAUUGUUCCAGUGCCUUUUCCACUGUUCAUCUGUCAUACCAUACCUGGAAUGUUUUGUAAUACCUGCACAUUUCUUAGAUAAGAACUUGUAGGUCCCCUUGUGUCAAAAGGUUGUUUUUUUUUUUUCCUUAAUUGCUUUUGUUGGCCCCAGUUUUAUUUUUUUCUUUAAAAAUAAACAGCUGGGACCAUCCCAAAGGACAAGCCAUGCAUACAACUUUAGUCAUGUAUCUCUGCAAAGCAUCGAAUUAAAUGCACGCUUUUGUCAUGUCAA
Molecule: messenger RNA, 6036 nt
Organism: Hipposideros armiger (great roundleaf bat)
Lineage: Eukaryota; Metazoa; Chordata; Mammalia; Chiroptera; Hipposideridae
Gene: COL5A2
Product: collagen type V alpha 2 chain
Exons: 49
Coding region: 352-4479 (1375 amino acids)
Cellular component (GO): extracellular matrix
Molecular function (GO): protein binding; extracellular matrix structural constituent
Source: RefSeq, a predicted model, not a curated record